Saitoella complicata NRRL Y-17804 is the source of this 804-nucleotide messenger RNA. RefSeq lists its product as uncharacterized. Gene Ontology annotation, biological process: tRNA wobble uridine modification. The transcript is spliced from 3 exons. NCBI's taxonomy places the organism in Eukaryota, Fungi, Ascomycota, Saitoellomycetes, Saitoellales, Saitoellaceae. The record is from RefSeq and is a predicted model, not a curated record. Gene Ontology annotation, cellular component: elongator holoenzyme complex. The coding region runs from base 1 to 804 and encodes 267 amino acids.
AUGGCAGCCAGAAAUAUCGCCGACUUCAUCCAUUUCCCCGCAGCACAUCGGGGACACCGGGCCUCCUUACCACCGGACGAGAGCCUCGUACUGAUCACCCAGACCCUCGCGACGCCAGCCGAGUUCAUGUUACAUCACUUCAUCCAUACCGCACUCCUCAACGCUCGCUCCGUCGUCUUUAUUUCAUUCAUGAAUAACUACCACCACCACGCCUCCAGCCUCCGUAAAUGGGGCCUCGAUCUCACCACACACAAACAAAACGGUACAUUCACCUUCAUCGACGGAUUCUCGGACAUCCUACUCCCACCUCCGUCCAACACUACCCCCAAACCCGGCGCAGACCCACGUCUAUACUUCCCUGACCCGCGAACCGGCGGUGGCGGCGGUGGCAUAAGCUCCUUCGCACCACCAAUAACGACAGCCUUGAAGGGCAUGAACGACGACCCUGUAUUAAUCAUCGAGGGUCUCGAGACCGUUAUUCUGCUCAACAACCCUCCUAUCCCUCCCCAUCGACCCCCCCCUCCCUCCGCCCCCUCCCUGCCCCCCACCACCACCACCCCACCACCCCCCCUCGAACGCGCCCACGCCCUCCUCCUCACAUCCCUCGCCGCCCGCGCAUUCCGCAUCAUCAACGUCGAGCCACUCUCCACCGGCCGAGCGAAGGAUGUAACGGGGGUAUUGAGGAUGGUCAGGGGUGGUGCGUCUUACAUUGGAGAAGAGGGGGAGGGGAAGGGGGAGGAGGAGGGGAGGGGGGAGUGGUUGUUUAGUGGGAUGAGGGUUUUUGCGAGGGGGCAUGGGGUGUGA